UUCUUGCAAUCUCCACUGCCGGUUCUCUUCGUGGUUGGCACCACCGGAUGUGGAAAAACGACACGCGUUCCUCUGUACACCUUUCUGCACCGCCCGGAAGAAGCCCGGAUUCUGGUUCUGCAGCCCCGCCGCCUCGCGGUGCGCGAGUGCUGUUCGCAGAUUGCGAAAGACCUUGCGGUAGUGAGAGGAGUGCCAGUAGAAUCUAUUUUCGGUCGCACCGUCGGAUACCGCAUCGCGGAUGAAUCGAAAUGGUCAGCCGGCGAGACGAAAAUCUGUCUGACCACAACUGCGUUUUUUCUUGAGGAAUUCGUGCACAAGUAUUUACCGGGUUUGAAGCAUGAUGCUGAGCUUCCUUCAGUAUUAUCCGGCAUCAAGCGAAAUAAACCAAAAUCGGCAGGACGAGCAAAAAUGGUCUUCCGGGAUAAGCAGCAGCAGCUACUUCUAUUCCCCUACACGCACCUUCUGAUCGACGAGGUGCACGAGUCUUCGGAAGAUUUGGAGCUGGUGCUCCUUUGUGUGAAAACCCUUCGGAUCCAGAUUCCAACCUUGCGUGUCGUCCUGCUCAGCGCGACUAUGGAGGCAGGGCUUCUGUGGAAGUAUUUUGCGAGCAACGAUGAUCAUGUGAUGGUGGAGAAGUUAAGAACAAUACCGACGACGGAGUGCAUCGUCGUAAGCCGCUCUAACACUUCUCAGGUGGUCCACAACGUCACCACCCUGUACUUGAAUUCCGUCCAAUCUUUCCCAAAGGCCGUCCGCCCGACAGUGGUGGAAUAUUUGCAAACGGUAAAGCAGUGGGCAACGGAGGCGAAGCUUACUCAUCGGCAGGAAAAGAUGAAGCAGAAGGAGCAGCUGCGCGAAAAUCUUUAUGUUGGUCCUGAACUUCCUCGUGAUACUAACUUCAGGUCGCACAUGAGAGACCUUCAACCUGCGCCAAAUAACGAGAGAAACUGGGAAGACGUUCUUGCAGGCCAGCUGUCCGCAACGAGAUCGCGCUUGGCUGACCUCGUCGUCGGAAUUUGUCUCGCCGAGCUAACGAAGAAGACGCUUCCAUCUGGCAAUGUGCUUGUCUUUCUACCGGGGUUGGCACAGAUCCGGGACGUCAACGCGGAACUGCAACGCCGCCUGCAGUUGCACAGCAUCGCCGUUCCAAGCCUGCUUUCAACGCGGGUUUUCACACUGCAUUCCGAUCUUCACGUUGACCGUGAGUGGUCACAGGAUUUUCUGAUCCAACAUUUACGGGUGCGCACCGAAGAGGAGAA
This is a messenger RNA of Amoebophrya sp. A120, 1259 nucleotides long. The record is from the annotation of a GenBank genome assembly. Lineage: Eukaryota; Dinophyceae; Syndiniales; Amoebophryaceae.